Oncorhynchus mykiss (rainbow trout) is the source of this 1111-nucleotide messenger RNA. The record is from RefSeq and is a predicted model, not a curated record. NCBI's taxonomy places the organism in Eukaryota, Metazoa, Chordata, Actinopteri, Salmoniformes, Salmonidae.
GGUCAGGAUUGGCAUGUACGACUCACACUCACUAGUAAUGUCCUCAACCCUGAUGAAUUAUCUUGCUGGGGUAUCAUCUCAGAUUUUUGGACAGAUCUCUUUAACAAACAGACCAGGGGAAAGGAGAAGGAUGACGGGUGUGCUCAUUCUAACGUUCUGUCUGCUGGGAGCAGCUUUGACUAGUUCAGUCCCUCAGUAUGAUGUCACGGAUGAGCUACCCCCACAGAGAGAGAUGUCUGAACAGGUCGUUCAGUAUGGUACCUUGGACCAGUUUCCCCUACAGAGAGAGAUGGUUCCUCAGGUGUCUCAGACAGACAUUCUGGAUCAGAUGAUCCCUCCACAACUCAACCCUCAGGUCACCGUACUACCACAGGUGCCAGGGAACCAGGUAGACCACACCCCCCCCUGGAACUCCUCCUCCUCACCUCAACAGGUCUCUGACCUACCACAGCUGCCAGGGAACCAGGUAGACCACACACCCCCCUGGAACUCCUCCUCCUCACCGCAACAGAUCUCUGACCUACCACAGCUGCCAGGGAACCAGACCACGAGUUCCUCUGAGUCCCAGAGCUCUGACCAGAGCCACUCAUCAGAGAGCUCUCCAGAGGACACAUCAGAAGACACGACGUCAGAGGACAUUCAGAGUCUCAGCAGCAGCAACAGCAGCAGUAGCAGUGACUCCCGUAGCAGCAGCAGUAGCAGUGACUCCCGUAGCAGCAGCAGUAGCAGUGACUCCCGUAGCAGCAGCAGUAGUAUGCCUCAGGACAGGACUGGUGUUAACCUGGACGGAGACACACAGGAUGACAGCCAUGGUAGUGAGGAGAAUCAACGCAGAAAUUGGCUGGCUGCCUUCACCCAUUACCAGAGGAGGAGUCGCUUGACUGUGAUGGGUGGAGCAACAAGUAGGGUGGGGGCUGCUGGUGGGGUUAGGUGUCUCACAGCAGGCUGUAGGGGUGACACCGUCUGCCAUAGCAAUGAACUGACCUUUGACCUGGGGGACGAUGCCCCUGGCAACCAGUACAGCAACCAGCAUGGAGAUGAUAUGAUAAUGUGGCCAGACCAGGAAGAGACGAGAGGAGAGAGAGAACUGGGACUGGGAUUAAAGAAAUGA